AUGGGGCACACAGCAGCGUCCGCGGGCGCGCUGGAAGCCCUGACAUAUCGCGUCUCGUCUGCACCCGUGGAUGAGCUACCAAAGAUUGCGCCGCAGAUCGCAGGAGCAAUAUGGAACUGCAGACAGCUCCUGUCCGCACCUGCAGAAACUAAGCGGACCGCGGAAGACACGAACGCCAUCAAACAAUUCAAUACGCAGCUUACAACACUUCUUCAAGACCGCACGGUGGAGGGAAGAUGGUCGGCUGUCGUCCUGGCCAAGGCUACCAUCGAAGCCGCUGGUCUCGAAGUCCUGAGCAAAUGCAACCCCUGGGUCCGAAGUCUGCUGGGCAUGCUCAAGAAGCCCGACCCUCCGACGACCCGCAGCCUGAUUGUCCUGACCCUGACAAGCAUCUUCACCCUGACAUGGGACUACUCAAACAUUGUGCGCGAGAUCACAACUCCAGCUCUGACAGCAUUUGUACCUACAUGUCUUGCCAACAUCGAGAACAGACGGUGCUCUGCUACCGAGCUGCAGACAGUACUGGAAGCAUUCAUCACUCUGCUACCAAGACACCCAACCAUCUUCCGGACGAACGAGGCCAAGAUUCGCUCCUUCCUGGCCAACAUCUUGUCCUCGGGAUCGACAAAUGUCGCCUUUCACCACACACAGUCACAUCAAACCUCCGCCCGCCGUCUUCUGGUAGCACUGCACCAUUGCGCUCCUAAGCAAGGCGCUGCAGAGAAGUGGGAAGAGACUCUUCGAACAGCCGUCACUGCAGUUCACACUACUUGCGAUCGCGUCCUGCGAACGUUCCAAGAAGACUGGCAAUCCGUGGCUGGGAUCGAGCCGUCGGUUCCUGCUCAUCUUACGUUGAAAGGGGCCAAUGCAGAACUGCAGUCGCUGGAUGUUGAUGCUGCAGGUCUAAAGCCAUGGAAAGGCGUUUAUGCUGGAUGCGACAGGAUCAUUACAUUGUUGCACACGAUCGGUUCUCACAUCCGAGAGGGCACAGCAGGAUCUGUCGCGACGCCAGUCGGCCUAGUCAUCGACCUGUUGACUCGACUGUUCUCGGUUACCGUGCCUCGACCUGGCAAGCAAGACUUUGUCAAGCUCAACAACGAGAUUGCGAAAGAAGAACGCGAUGCACUAUUUGCGGCACUUCCAGAUGUGCACGCCGCGGCUGUGAAGCUCUGCAUUACGCUGCUUGAUCGGUUUGGCAAGCAAGCCCUACCACUGACCCAGAACAUUGUUGAUCAAGCGCUGUGGCUGUUCAAAGCUGAGCAUCAAUACGAUAGCUUGAGAUUCCCACUACACCAGCUCUUCAACACAGCAUUACAGUUACUUGGUCCUGCGAUGUCGAAAGAAGAUACUUCAGAGCUUAUGCCGGUCCUCAAGGCCUGCUGCAAAGAACUCAUGCCUGAUAACGGCAGCUCAUCUUCAAGCGCGACUACCAGCGCAGCUAGUGGAAUCAAGCAGCAACUUGGUCUGACCGACUCAGGCUCAUCACAUUCGCACCCUACCAAUCUCGCACCACUGAAACAAGCUGCCGAAAGCUUACUCGAGACAUCCCUUAUCAAGCUGGAUGCUGCUUGCAUGCCUCCCCAAGUUCGCGCACAGAUCGAUCGUACAGCUGUUCUCAUCCGAAGUCAGAAAAUGCUAGUGGCAAGUGUGAUGAAUCCAGUCGUGGGAACGAAGACCGCUCGCGGGCAGGCCAGCUUGAUGCCGAUCUUGGCGCGGGAGUUCUCACACGUCUCUGAGGUUGAGGCUUUGCUUCGGCCAAGGAUGCCUUUCAUCCAUUCUGGGCGCAAGAAGUCUCGUAUGGGAGAUGAAGAUGAGGAGGAGCUUGCGAACAGCGAGCAUGACGAUGGCGACAGUGAGGACGAGGACGAGGACGAGGACGGCCAGGGAGACGACGAAGGGGACGACCAGAAAGAAGCAAAUCACGUUGAAUUUGGCGCGCAAGCGACAACUGGGUCGGUACCGGACUCAGCAUCGAAAGGCAAGCGAGCUGCAACAGAUGACACCGAUUUGGCAACCUCUGCAAAGCGAGCUCGAGCAUCUCCUGCAGCUGACGUCUUGCCAUCACAUGAUGCACGCUCUGAACAAGCACAGCUUCCCGAGAUACCAAUACUUGAAGCACCCGCAUCGCACGACAUUGCGAUGGAGGAAACAACAAUGACUGUUGUGCUGCCUACGGAAGACUCAAACACCAUCACCGUGGCUGGUUCGAGUAGGCACGCAAUUUCUGACGACAAUGCUAUGGACGACAGUGAUGGUAGUGAUUUUGAGAUGCCUGAGUUGAACCCGGACCCUGAUACGGAUCCCGAAGACGAGUGA
Fulvia fulva is the source of this 2316-nucleotide messenger RNA. RefSeq names its product Pre-rRNA-processing protein rix1. Gene Ontology annotation, cellular component: nucleus. Lineage: Eukaryota; Fungi; Ascomycota; Dothideomycetes; Mycosphaerellales; Mycosphaerellaceae. The transcript has a single exon. Bases 1 to 2316 code for a protein of 771 amino acids. The record is from RefSeq and is a predicted model, not a curated record. Gene Ontology annotation, biological process: rRNA processing.